Molecule: messenger RNA, 1737 nt
Organism: Cylindrotheca closterium
Lineage: Eukaryota; Bacillariophyta; Bacillariophyceae; Bacillariales; Bacillariaceae
Source: the annotation of a GenBank genome assembly
AUGAGCAAUGUAGGAGGCUAUUGCCGCGAAAACCAAGACUUCAGCACCGAAGAGGGGCAUGCACGAGUCGAAGGGACUGAGGAUCCAAUCUCUUUUGUCUAUUUGGGGCAACCGUCAAAGGAUAUUCCUCGCCACGUGAUUCAUGUUACGAUGGACCCUUCCGUGCAACGAAUUGAAAACAAUGCCUUUCAAAAUUGUACAUCUCUUUGUAGCCUUGUUUUGUCAAAAACAAUAGAGAAAAUUGGCAAGUGGGCCUUUUCGGGUUGUUCAAAUUUGUCUCACAUUCAAUGGAAUGCGCAAGGCCUGCUCAAUAGUAUCGGUUCGCAAUCCUUUCAGACGUGCUCUUCACUGGUCCAGCUAGAUCUUCCACACGGUCUGGUGAGGAUUGAAAAUGAUGCCUUUUUCGGAUGUGAGUCGCUGCGUAGCGUCAAUAUUCCAAAGACUGUCGAGAGCAUUGGUACCAUGGCCUUUUGUGGAUGUUUUGAGCUCGUGGAUGUCAAUUUACAAGAAGGACUAAAGGUUAUUGGUUCCCAGGCCUUUCGAAGCUGUACGAGUCUUGUGGAUAUUAAUCUUCCCAAUGGACUGAAGUUGAUUGGUAAAAGCACCUUUUGUUGGUGUAAGUCACUUGGCUCCGUAGUGAUACCAGAAACUGUUGAGAUUAUCGAAGCGGAAGCCUUUCGAAGCUGCAGCGCCCUUGUGGAUGUAAGGUUUCCGGGAGAAUUGCGAUAUAUUGGCAAGUCCGCUUUUAAAGAUUGCAGAGCAUUGAGUGCUUUUGCCUUGCCAGUGAGUCUAGAAGAAAUCGAUUCGUUCGCCUUUUGCAGCUGUAUCAGUCUGAUCGGCGUGGGGGUGCCAAGUGGUAUGAAGGCAAAGUUUGGCAAAGGGUGUUUCAACGGUUGCAUUGCUCUAGCAACAAUCUCGAUUCCAAAAUCGUACACUGCUUUGUAUAACACUGCGUUCUCGGGAUGUUACAUCUUGGAGCGAGGGGAUGUUGAAAAGAGACUCGCUAUGGAUAGGUUUGCAGACUUGCCAGUGCACGAUGUAUGCUACAACUCGUCUCUUGCUACAGUUGAUGACUUGGCUCGAGCUUUGGAUUCUUGCAGCAGUAGUAGUAACAUCUUGGAAGACCGGUAUCUGAAAGAUGCUUUUGGUUUGACGCCGUUUCAUGUCGUGGCUACAUUGCCAAAUGAUCGAGUGGACAUGAUGGACUGCCUUCUUGACAGGUAUCCAUCCGAGUUUCUUUUAAUCCAAGAUGAAAAUGGGAUGACUAUGAUGGACUACUUAUUGAAACAAACAUCAAAUCAAGCUGUUCCUUUGACGCAGCUGUUCCUCCAAAAAGGAUUGGUGGAUCGUAUUUGGACGUUGGAAGGAAAGUGGAGAUUGGAAGUUUCCCUUCGUAUUCAGGCGAUGCAACGUGACGACGAUAACGACCAUGGCACGAUGACUACACGCCAAAGGAUAAGGGAUAUCUUGGAGUAUGUGGGUCACUGUAUGAGGAUCGAAAUGACAUCGCUUGUGGAGCUUUCACUAUGGAAGGCAAGAAUGGAUAUCGCGGGAAAUGAAGGUUCAGCGAAAGAUCACGGGCAUAGAGAUAGCUGUAGGUAUCAACGCGGAGCAGAGGUCUUGCUAGACAAUGUUGUCGGAUACUUGUGGGGUGCUAAUGAAUCGGAGGUUUGUACUGCUUUGUCAAUUUACCCAGUUUGUUCCAGUUCUGUUUUGAACAUGACUGAACAUAAUUGA